AUGAAUCAGCUAUUCCAACCGCUGUUAAGAAAAUGCGUUCUCGUUUUCUUUGACGAUAUUCUAGUGUAUAGCCCUUCAUGGCAGUCACAUUUGCAACAUGUAGAAAUUAUGUUCCAAAUUCUAAGUCAGAAUGUGUUAUUCGCCAAGUUAUCCAAAUGCUCAUUUGGUUUAUCCGAAGUGGAAUACCUCGGUCACAUCGUUUCUGGGGAUGGUGUAUCAAUGGUUAGCACAAAGGUUCAAGCUGUGCUAGAUUGGCUUAUUCCAACAAACUUGAAACAGUUGCGCAGAUUUCUUGGCCUCACCGGUUACUAUCGAAGAUUUAUCAAGUCUUAUGCAACCAUAGCCGGUUCCCUCACUAAUCUGUUAAAGAAAGACGCCUUUAGAUGGGAUGAAAACACUCAAAGAGAUUUUGAGCAAUUAAAAACGGCAAUCACUUCCGCACCUGUGUUAGUGUUACCAGAUUUCUCCUAA
This is a messenger RNA of Lathyrus oleraceus (garden pea), 471 nucleotides long. RefSeq lists its product as uncharacterized. The record is from RefSeq and is a predicted model, not a curated record. Bases 1 to 471 code for a protein of 156 amino acids. The transcript has a single exon. NCBI's taxonomy places the organism in Eukaryota, Viridiplantae, Streptophyta, Magnoliopsida, Fabales, Fabaceae.